AUGUCGAUUUGGAUUGAGGCAGUUGCCAUUUUGCCGCAAUUGUCACUGUUGCAGCGCCAGAGGGAGGUAGAAAAUUUGACGAGUAACUUCGUAUUCGCCAUGGGAGCGUAUAGAGGCUUCUACAUAAUCAACUGGAUUUACCGCUACUUCACAGAGGGAUAUGUGAAUUGGGUCGGCUGGGUCGGAGGAGCCAUCCAAGUGGCAUUGUACUGUGACUUUUUCUACUAUUUUGCAAUGAGCAAGUGGUAUGGCCAGAAGCUCAUCCUGCCCAUGGCUGAGUAG
Perkinsus marinus ATCC 50983 is the source of this 282-nucleotide messenger RNA. RefSeq names its product er lumen protein retaining receptor, putative. NCBI's taxonomy places the organism in Eukaryota, Perkinsozoa, Perkinsida, Perkinsidae. The transcript is spliced from 4 exons. Gene Ontology annotation, molecular function: ER lumen protein retrieval receptor activity. Gene Ontology annotation, cellular component: endoplasmic reticulum; cis-Golgi network; membrane. The record is from RefSeq and is a predicted model, not a curated record. Gene Ontology annotation, biological process: endoplasmic reticulum to Golgi vesicle-mediated transport; protein retention in ER lumen. Bases 1 to 282 code for a protein of 93 amino acids.